GCCCGCGCCGCGGGGCACGCUGGGACUCCGGCGACGCGAUGGCGGUGGUCUGCUCGUUCGCGCAGCCGGUCGGCCUUUGAGCCCAAGCGAGCGGCGGCGGGAUUGCGGUGUGUCCUCCUCGCAAGGCAUAAAAAAUGACAACUGCAGCCAGGCCAACCUUUGAACCUGCAAGAGGUGGAAGAGGAAAAGGAGAAGGUGAUUUGAGCCAACUAUCAAAACAAUAUUCAAGUAGGGACCUUCCGUCGCAUACAAAGAUAAAAUAUAGACAGACUACUCAGGAUGCCCCUGAAGAGGUUCGUAAUCGUGACUUUAGGAGAGAAUUGGAAGAGAGAGAGAGAGCUGCUGCGAGAGAAAAAAAUAGAGAUCGUCCAACCCGAGAACACACAACCUCCUCCUCGGUGUCCAAGAAGCCUCGCUUAGACCAGAUUCCUGCCGCCAACCUUGAUGCAGAUGACCCUUUGACAGACGAGGAAGAUGAAGACUUUGAAGAGGAGAGUGAUGAUGAUGAUACUGCAGCUCUUCUUGCAGAAUUGGAAAAAAUUAAAAAAGAACGAGCUGAAGAGCAGGCCAGGAAGGAACAAGAACAAAAAGCUGAAGAAGAAAGGAUUCGUAUGGAAAACAUUCUUAGUGGAAACCCUCUCCUUAAUCUCACUGGCCCAUCUCAGCCUCAGGCCAACUUCAAAGUUAAAAGAAGGUGGGAUGAUGAUGUUGUGUUUAAGAACUGUGCAAAAGGUGUAGAUGAUCAGAAGAAAGACAAGAGAUUUGUCAAUGAUACACUGCGAUCUGAAUUUCACAAAAAGUUCAUGGAGAAAUAUAUUAAGUAGUACAGUUUUAUGUGCUUA
Molecule: messenger RNA, 842 nt
Organism: Octodon degus (degu)
Lineage: Eukaryota; Metazoa; Chordata; Mammalia; Rodentia; Octodontidae
Gene: Cwc15
Product: CWC15 spliceosome associated protein homolog
Exons: 7
Coding region: 135-824 (229 amino acids)
Biological process (GO): mRNA cis splicing, via spliceosome
Cellular component (GO): catalytic step 2 spliceosome
Molecular function (GO): RNA binding
Source: RefSeq, a predicted model, not a curated record